GUCACACUGGUGAAAAUGUUUACCUCUUUGUUUAAACAGAUAAUUUAAGUAAUUAAAUGAAAAUGAGUACUUAAAAACUGGUCAGUCCGGUAGAAAAUUGAUUCGUGCAUUGAAGGCAAUUCAGUGCCGAGUGUCCAAGUUAAACGGAGUUUCAAAAUCGAGGAAAAUUCCGCUGUACACCACCCUUUCUGGUCGCAAACCAUCUCUAUUUAUGAUAAUUUCGACCCAUGAGAUGUGGUAAAUAGAGGAAAUGACACUGGCACACCGGGCACUCUUUACGUGGUUCAUAGUACUCGUCUUCCUCAUCCUCCUCUGCCUGCGCCUUACUCCGCGCACCACCUGGAAUUGGUUUGUUACCUUCACGCCGCUGUGGUUCUUCGACUGCAUUCUCAUAAUCUACGUGAUCAUAAAAUUCAUACGCAAGUGGAGGAAUCUGAACCGCCUAACAGACCUGCUGCUCCUGUACAAGUGGAACAUUGGCGGUGUGCUGCUGACCAUCACCUCACAGGUAAUGAUAUGCCUGACAUUGGAAUAUCCACAGCAGAUACCCAUCUACGUGACCAUCGCCCCUUUGAUACUGCUCCUGAGCACCGCAAUUUUCUAUGUGGGCAGCAGGCUCGGUAAACGGGAGGGCUGGUUGAAUUAAACCCCGGAUUAGUGUACCAUUAAAACGUAUAUUUAUAGUUAGCUCGUAAAUAAAAUGGAAAUUCAGAAACCAUA
Messenger RNA from Drosophila subobscura, 720 nucleotides. RefSeq names its product transmembrane protein 60. NCBI's taxonomy places the organism in Eukaryota, Metazoa, Arthropoda, Insecta, Diptera, Drosophilidae. The coding region runs from base 251 to 646 and encodes 131 amino acids. The record is from RefSeq and is a predicted model, not a curated record. The transcript is spliced from 2 exons.